AUGCAAGUUCAGGCCCCGUUCCCCCCUUACACUUCUCACCCGCUCCCAUCCCCCUUCCCCCUCCCUUCGCCGUACGGACGUCGCUCCCUCCCUUGGCUGACUCUCCCUCCUUUCGCGACUGGUAGAAGCAUUCCGCUAGAUACGCUAUCUCAUCCCUCGUCCCUCCUUGCCGCUCAUCCCCACUGCACUUGUCCCGCAUUCCCUCAUUCCUCAUCCUCCUUCUCCCCCCUGCACUCAUCCCCUAUUCCCCUUGUGUUCAUCCCUCAUUCCCUCUGCACUCCCUCAUUCCCCUGUACUCAACCUUUCCCCCUGCUCAUCCCCCACCCUCCCCUCACCCUUCCCCCAUGCCUUCUUCCCUUCCCCAUUGUAUCUUCCCUUCCCCAUUCUAUCUUCCCUUCCCCUUUCCCUCAUCCCUUCCCUCCUUUGCGCUCAUCCCUCCUUUGCCUUGUACUAGUUCCUCAUUCGCUCUGUGCUUAUCCUUCCUUCCCUCAGCUCACCCCUUACCCCUGGGGUGACGGUGGUGAUGGGGGUGACAGUGGUGAUGGGGGUGACGGUGGUGAUGGGGGUGACGGUGGUGAUGAUGGCGGUGGUUUGGAUUCUAGUGCACGUGGUGAGACUGUGCAUUUGAAGAGAAUUGCGUGUGGGGAGGCACGCCAGGUAGGGGAAGGCAGAGCUAAGAGCACAGAAGGAGCGAGUGCAGGAGAGCUAAGAGCCAUGCAGGAGAGCUCGUUCUGGGACCCACCGCUGGAUGAGGAUGAUGCUCCUAUCUGCAUCACUGCACCACCAGAACCGUCUGACCGAUCCCCUCCACCCAACCCGCCCCCUCGCCCCAUGCAGUUGGUUCGCCAGCUGGCGCGUGUCGUGAACCAUCUCAUUCGCCUCGUCUCCUCCACAUUCGGCCCGCUGCGUGAGUGCAUUGUUCUCCGCCCUACCUCACUGCGUCCAUCACUACGCCCUACGUUCACCCAUUCUCACACCCUUCCAUCCCAUCCCCCCACUCUCCCCCGCGAUUCAACCCCCACACUCUCCUUCACAUCCCCCUCUCUCAUUCCCCCCAUGCCCCCAACGCCCGUGGCAGCACCAGACGUCCCUCUGCUGCCUGUGCGGGGGAAGGGCGCACAGGCGGAGGGGGGGAGGGGGGGAGGGGCGCACAGGCAGAGGGGGGGAGGGGCGGGCAGGCGGAGGGGGGGAGGAAGCCGGGGGAGUCGCGCAUGGCGCUGGCGUAUGCGCGGUGAGGCACCCGCCGCUGCUGCUGCUGCUGAUGAAGGUGUGAGUGGGGCCUGUCACAUGGUUGAAGGCAUGGCGCUGGCGUAUGCGCGCGCGGCUCAUCAUCGCCAUUCACCUGCUGGUGAGGCACCCGCCACCGCUGCUGCUCACAUGCCACCACUUGCUGCUGCGGCGGAAGCAGCGCUAGUGGUGUAA
This is a messenger RNA of Closterium sp. NIES-65, 1422 nucleotides long. Lineage: Eukaryota; Viridiplantae; Streptophyta; Zygnematophyceae; Desmidiales; Closteriaceae. The record is from the annotation of a GenBank genome assembly.